Molecule: messenger RNA, 1347 nt
Organism: Zygosaccharomyces rouxii
Lineage: Eukaryota; Fungi; Ascomycota; Saccharomycetes; Saccharomycetales; Saccharomycetaceae
Gene: COR1
Product: ubiquinol--cytochrome-c reductase subunit COR1
Exons: 1
Coding region: 1-1347 (448 amino acids)
Biological process (GO): aerobic respiration
Cellular component (GO): mitochondrion
Molecular function (GO): metalloendopeptidase activity; metal ion binding
Source: RefSeq, a predicted model, not a curated record
AUGUUGAGAUCCUCGACCCUCAGAACGUCUCAGCUUUUGAAAAGAUCCAUUGCGACCCAAGCUGCCCCCAAAGCGGAAUUUACGGAAUUAGCCAAUGGUUUAAAGGUUGCAACUGAACACAAUCCAAAUGCUACCUCAGGUGCCGUUGGUGUUGUUUUCGGCUCUGGUUCAACCGCUGAAAAUCCUUACAACAACGGUGUUUCUAACAUCUGGUCUCAUGUUUUCACCGACGUUGUCAAUGGCUCUCAAGCAGCUAAAUCUGGUUUGGCAUUAAACUCUCAAAUCUCAAGAGAUUUCCAAUCUUACUUGGUUAGCAGUAAACCAGGUUCCGUUGGUAAGGCACUUGAUUUCUUGCAAUCAAAGAUUUCUGGUCCACUAGAUGGAUCAAUCUUUGAAUCAGCUAAGUCUAAGGUUUUGUCUCAGGUUUCCAGUUUUGAAGAGAAUGAUCAUGCAGGUCGUGUUUUGGAACAUUUACACAGCACUGCAUUCCAAAACACACCAUUGGCUCUACCAACCAGAGGUACUUUAGAAUCCGUAGAAACUUUAGUGGCCUCUGAUUUGGACCAUUUUGCCAAGAACAACUUUGUUAACAGUAAUGCUGUUAUUGUUGGUUCCGGUAACGUUAGCCAUAAUGAAUUGGUUAAGGCUGUUGAAUCUAAUGUUUCCUUGGGUUCUGGUGAAAAGGUUGUUUCUAAUAAGAAAUCCUCUUUCUUAGGUUCUGAAGUUAGAAUGAGAGACGACACUUUGCCAAAGGCUUGGAUUUCUAUUGCCGCUGAAGGUGAACCUGUUUCUUCCCCUCAUUAUUUCACUUCUAAAGUUGCCGCUGAAAUUUUUGGUAGUUACAACGCUUUUGAACCUGCUUCCAGAUUACAAGGUGUCAAAUUGCUAGAUUGGUUACAAGAAUAUGGAUUGUGUGAUAGCUUCAACCAUUUCUCCCACAGUUACAAAGAUUCUGGUCUUUGGGGUUUCUCUACCGUCACUAGAAAUAUUGGUAACCUCGAUGAUUUGGUUCAUUUCACUUUGAAACAAUGGAACAGAUUGACUGUCUCUAUUACGGAAGCUGAAGUGGCUAGAGGUAAGGCUCUAUUGAAGUUGAAACUGGCUACUGAAGCUAAAAACCACGCUGAAGCAGCAUCUCUAUUGGGUGCUUCCGCUUUGUCCGUUGGUCACAAACCAAGUUUAAAUGAAGUCUUUGCUAAGAUCGACCAAGUUUCUUCUAAGGAUGUUAAAGAAUGGGCUGGCCAUAGAUUGUGGGACCAAGAUAUCGCUAUUGCUGGUACUGGCCAAAUCGAAGGUUUAUUGGAUUACACAAGAAUCAGAAACGACAUGUCCAUGAUGAGAUGGUAA